AUGUCAAUAACAACACAACAUUUCGAAAAUUUUAACAAUAACAACCACUCCUCACAAACCAAUGUGCAAAACACUGCUUCUAGUACCUCAACAAGUGGCAGCAGUCCAAGAAAUAACUCUCACAGAAUUAAUAGACAAUCAUUAGAAUCUAGAUGGAGACUCCGAGAACGUUCUAGAAGAUAUUCAGUUGCCUUGUCAACUAAUAGUGGUGGAAGUGCUAGUCCUCCAUCAACUUCAACAACUUCAACCUCUGCAGCCAAUAAUAAUAACAAUUCGAAUAAUGAUUCGUUUGUUUCUUCUCAAAGUUUUGGAUCCAAUGAAGAAACACAGCCACAACAGCAACAACAAUCAACACCAAGCUCUAGAAGUUCCUCACUCUUUGAUGCUUCCCAAAUUCAGAAAAACAUUAAAAAGAGAGGCAGUAGUUUGGGAGCUAAUUUCAUUUCUGGUCGAGAUAACAAGACGAAUAGUGUUGAUGGAGUGGUUUUUAAUGGAACUCAGAGAGAUACCUCUCUGUCACUUGCAGUAAUGGAUUCCUCAUUGGCUAAUGGUCCAGUUUCAAUGACCUAUGGUUCUGUUGAUGCAUUGAGAAAUAGAUUUUUGGACUUUGUGAAAUCUUGUGGAAGCCAAUCAAAACAUUUGAAGAAUCCACAAUUGGAUGAAGAGUUUGAGGUUAAAUUAUUGUUUAUGGACUAUUUCUAUGAUGGAAGUACUAGAAAACCAUCAAAAUUAUUGAAAGAUGUGCCAACUGUUUUGACCUUGUUGGAUGUUUACUGUCAUCAUUUGGUUUUUCAUUUUGAUGAUUGGCAUUCACUUCCAGAAAGUGAAGAUGAAUAUCCAUAUUUCAAACAUAUUGUGGAAACAGUCAUUCCUGAUAAGGAAAAGUUCAAAUGGAUGAAUCAUUCGAGAUUUGAACAAUUUUUAAUUGAAAAGUAUCAAGAUGCCAUCUCUAAGGAUUAUCCACCACUUCGUUCUGAUGAGAUUUUGUUGAAUCAACAAGAAACCAAGGAGAAGGAAUCAUCUUUUUCAACUACUACUGAGCAAACCAACAAUUCAUUGGAUAAUCUCCAUGCUAGACCAACCAUUAGUUUAUUACCUGAAAAUUCUUAUCAGGAAACUGAGGAAUUGAGAAGAGACAGUGUUGCCAGUGAUGAUUCAAGCACUUCUGAUAGUAAUGUAGUCAUUACUGAGAAUAGUUCCAACCCAAUUCCAAAACCAACGCACAGAGUUGGUGUUUUGGAGGAAAUUCACAUGUUAUGCGACAUGUUCUUCUAUGAAUUGGAAGAUUUAUUUGUUCUCUAUCAAGAAAAGAAUCAAAACUAUGUUCACAAAUGGGUUCAACUUGGUUUAAAGAAUGGAUCGAUUCCAACCUAUGUCAUUGAAGUGUACCGUAAGAAAUUGGAAUAUAACGAGAGUACGCAAUCUCAAUUCACAGUUGAUGCCAGUGAUUUUGUUUCACAACAUGUCAUUGAUAAGGAUUGGAAGUUUUUGAGAUAUAUGUGUAAGGAAUAUUCACCAGAUUGGUAUUGCUCUUACAAGGAUAUUGGAAAUGUUGUGCAGUGGACCACUAAGAGAGAUUACACAACCGAUAAUUUGAAAUUGAGAAACUCCAAAAUUGUUGGUUAUAUUAAUUUGCCAAUGGAGGAUGUUGUGAAAUCCUUCUCAUUUGAUCAUCAUUUUUCAUAUGCCUUUGAGAAUAUUGAAUUCCACAAUUAUCAUCCAAUCAAUGCUAGUAAUUCAUUGCACAAGUAUCCCUCUGCAACAGUUUCGGGUACAUUCAAUUUAAGUUCAGUCUUCUCAAAGAGAAGUAUAGAGCAAGUUAUUUCAUGUAGAUCAGUAUUUGUGGGUAACGAAUUGACUGAACACAUGAUAUUGUUCAAAUCAUGUGAUUUAUCACCAAACGAAAGUAGUAACUCCAAGAAGGGAAAGGUUAAAUUCAUGGGUCUUCGUCUCGUUUCUAAAAUUGAUAAUAACAGAACUAGAUAUUGUGAAUUGAGGUCGGGAAAUCUUGGGGGUGUUUUGAAUUCUUCCCUAAUUAUUAACAAUCCAAUAAUUAAUAAGAAAGUUGUAAAAGGAGUUCAUGGAGGAUUAAUUAAUGUAUUGAAACUUUUGAAGAAUAAUGGAUUUCCAUUCCCAGAUGAGAAGGAGAAUCACGUAGCUCGUGUUUGGAUUGAUUAUUGUAAACAGUAUUGCAAUGUUGAUGUGAAAUCUCUGUAUGGACAAUCAGCAGUAAGAACCAUUGAUUUAUCACAUAGCAAGACCAAGUACAGCAAUGAUGAUUCCUCUUCCUCAACAACAGAAACAACAUCAUCCAAUAAAUAA
Messenger RNA from Naegleria gruberi, 2322 nucleotides. RefSeq lists its product as uncharacterized. The record is from RefSeq and is a predicted model, not a curated record. The coding region runs from base 1 to 2322 and encodes 773 amino acids. The transcript has a single exon. Lineage: Eukaryota; Heterolobosea; Eutetramitea; Acrasida; Naegleriidae.